AUGACGAAUUGCAUAAGAGCUUAUUACCUCAUAAACUCCUCUUCAAAACUCUCCUUCGUUCCAACCUCAUUCCCUUUGUCCUCUUCGCUCUGCAACGCAGAUACUUGCUUGCUUCUAAUGGAAAUGAACCAGCCUCUUUUUGUCAAAGACGCUGUUCUGAAAUUGCAAUUGUCCCUCCUUGAUGGCAUCCAAAGUGAAGAUCAGCUGUUUGCUGCCGGAUCUUUGAUAUCGAGAAGUGACUAUGAAGAUGUUGUAACCGAAAGGUCCAUUACUAAUGUGUGUGGUUAUCCUUUGUGCCACAAUGCUUUGCCAACUGAACGCCCUCGGAAGGGUAGAUAUCGAAUUUCGUUGAAGGAGCACAAGGUGUAUGACCUGCACGAAACUUACAUGUUUUGUUCUUCAAGUUGUAUCGUUAGCAGCAAAGCUUUUGCUGGGAGCUUGCAAGAUAAGAGGUGCUCGGUUUUAGACCCGGAGAAACUGAACAAUGUUCUUAGGUUGUUUGGGAAUUUGAAUAUGGAACCAAUGGAAAAUUUUGGAAAGGAUGGAAAAUUAGGUUUUUCUGGCUUGGAAAUCAAGGAUAAAACAGAAACUGGCACUGGCGAGGUGUCUUUGGAGCAGUGGAUUGGACCAUCUAAUGCAAUUGAGGGCUAUCUACCAAAAAAAAGAGACAACAGUUCUAAGGGUUCUCAGAAAACUACUAAAAAAGGGUCCAAAACUAUUCGUGGGAAGUCGAAUGAUGACAAAAGUUCAAUUAUCAGUGAGUUUGACUUCACGAGUACAAUAAUCAUGCAAGAUGAAUACACUGUUUCAAAAUUAUCAUCAGGGCAAACAGACACAACUUGUGAUGAACAAAUAAAUCCAACAGCCAUAUUGGAGCAGCCCAAAAGGGUUGGCAAUAAAGUAGCCAGGAAAGAUGAUGAUAUACAAGACCUGUCUUCAUCCUUUAAGAGUAGUCUUAUUUUAAGUCCCUCAAAUAACAAAACGGAAAUAGCCAAAUCAUCUGAAGAUGUUCUCAAACCCUCUCUCGCUCCUUCUAUUGAAAAGAAAGUUCUCAAAGGAGAAACAAGUAUAGUUGCUGCUAACGGCAAUGUUUCCACUUCCAAUUUAGUUCCUGCCAAUGGUGAAGGGAAAUUCCAAAUUGAAAAAACAAUUGGAUCUUCCCCGACUAAACCCAAAUCUUCUCUUAAAUCUGAUGGUAGAAAGAAACUCUGUCGCUCUGUUACAUGGGCUGAUGAGAAAACCAACAGCUCUGGGAGUAAAGAUCUUUGUGCAGUUAAAGAAUUUGGGAACAUUAAAAAGGAAAGUGAAGUGCCAGAUAAUAUAAAUGCUGCUGCGGAUGAAGAUGUGUUACGUUCUGCAUUAGCAGAAGCUUGUGCAAUUGCAUUGAGCCAAGCAUCGGAAGCAGUUGCAUCAGGAGACGCAGACGCCAAUGAUGCUGUUUCUGAAGCUGGAAUCAUUAUAUUGCCUCAUCCUCCCAAUGUUGUUGAAGAAGGUACUAUGGAUGAUGAUGACAUUCUAGUUGAGGAAGGUACUAUGGAUGAUGAUGACAUUCUAGUUGAGGAAGGUACUAUGGACAAUGAUGACAUUCUAGAAGAAAAUUCAGUUACUUUGAAGUGGCCAAGGAAACCUGGAAUUUCCGAAUUUGAUUUGUUCGAUUCUGAAGACUCAUGGUUUGAUGCUCCACCAGAAGGUUUUAGCCUGACUUUGUCACCUUUUGCUACUAUGUGGAAUGCCUUCUUUUCAUGGAUAACAUCAUCUUCUUUGGCACAUAUAUAUGGGAGGGACGUAAGUUUUCACGAAGAGUUUCUAUCAGUUAAUGGGAGAGAAUAUCCUAGCAAAAUUGUCUUGACAGAUGGUCGAUCAUCUGAAAUAAAACAAACAUUAGCCAGAUGUCUUGCUCGAGCUUUACCUGCAGUUGCUGCUGAGCUCAGGCUGCCAAUACCACUAUCUACAUUAGAACAAGCGGUGGUAUUCUUGCUGGAUACAAUGUCUUUUGUGGACGCACUACCAGCAUUCAGAAUGAAACAAUGGCAAGUGGUUGUUCUAUUGUUCGUAGAUGCAUUGUCUGUUUGCAGAUUACCUACUCUUAUCUCAUACAUGACGGAUAGGAGGGACUUGUUUCUCAAGGUUCUGAAUGGUUCACAAAUAGGGAAGGAUGAGUAUGAUGUUUUGAAGGAUCUCAUUGUACCACUUGGUCGAGCACCUCAUUUCUCUUCUCAAAGUGGAGCGUGA
This is a messenger RNA of Vicia faba (fava bean), 2232 nucleotides long. The record is from the annotation of a GenBank genome assembly. Lineage: Eukaryota; Viridiplantae; Streptophyta; Magnoliopsida; Fabales; Fabaceae.